UACUUCUUCAUUUUUACUUUUUGGUCAGAGGUUGACUAUAUCUUUGACAGUCUGGCAAUGCCUGUGGAUUUCAGUGGAACCUGGAACCUUAUCAGCAAUGACAACUUUGAAGGUUACAUGGUGGCCUUAGGUAUUGACUUUGCAACACGCAAGAUAGCAAAAAUGCUGAAGCCUCAGAAAGUGAUCAAACAAGAUGGUGAUUCAUUUUAUAUCCAUACCACUAGCACAUUCAGAGAUUAUUUGCUUCAAUUCAAAAUUGGAGAAGAGUUUGAAGAAGAUAAUAAAGGCCUGGAUAACAGAAAAUGCAAGAGCCUAGUUACCUGGGAAAAUGAUAAACUUGUCUGUGUCCAGACUGGUGAGAACAACAACAGGGGCUGGACUCAUUGGCUUGAAGGAGAUGACCUCCACCUGGAGCUUCGUUGUGAGAAUCAAGUAUGUAAACAGGUCUUCAAGAGAGCUUGAGUAUGUGUCCCGAUUCCUACACAGAGACAGCUACCUACAGGAGACUGCAUCCUCAUGUCCAGUGAUGGCUGUACAGACGAGAACUGAUUUGUUGUAUCAAUUAACUUAAAUGGUCUGAUGUUUCUGGCUCAGGAAAUAAGUCUGCUGUUGCCAGUAUUAAAGAUCUG
Molecule: messenger RNA, 629 nt
Organism: Opisthocomus hoazin
Lineage: Eukaryota; Metazoa; Chordata; Aves; Opisthocomiformes; Opisthocomidae
Gene: RBP7
Product: retinol binding protein 7
Molecular function (GO): lipid binding
Source: RefSeq, a predicted model, not a curated record